Messenger RNA from Guyanagaster necrorhizus, 1044 nucleotides. RefSeq lists its product as uncharacterized. Bases 1 to 609 code for a protein of 202 amino acids. The record is from RefSeq and is a predicted model, not a curated record. NCBI's taxonomy places the organism in Eukaryota, Fungi, Basidiomycota, Agaricomycetes, Agaricales, Physalacriaceae. The transcript has 5 exons.
AUGGCGGGAGAAGGAAAGGAAGGGGGCGUGGGAAAGACAAUGACACGAACACGUCGUGUCGUAUGGAUCCUGGAACCUAACUCAACUAGAGUCUUGAGUUUUAAUGCCGUAAAGGCUGACGCUGUAUCUCGGCAGCCUGUAAUGAUCCCCAAAGAAUCUUCAUAUACUUCUUCCGGCAUGGACACCCUUGCCGUUGUCAUGGGUGCCACCGGAAAACAGGGCGGCCACGUCGUCGCCGCGCUUCUGAACCAUACAAAGAAACGCACUACAGGUCGGCCUCUCCUUCGAAUUUUGACGGAAGAUCUUGGGAUUCAUCCCGCUCGCCUCAUUACGACAGCACAGGCGUUUGAAAGGUUGGACUGGGGAGCAGUCGAGAAGCCCAAGUCCCCAUUACAUUUCUCCUUGAGAAUGUUCAAAUCAGCGACCGAACCGCCAGCCUUUGUCCUUCAUCACGAAGGCCCAGAAAUACAAAUUUCGUAUUCCACACGCAAUACAAGGAGAGUGCAAAAUCAUAGCAACGACAGCGGUAACCAGAGCACAGUACAAACGACGGAGGAACCGGAACGAGAAACACAGCAAGGCGAAUUUUUAUCUGAUAGAGUGAGAUAACCAGUAAGAAGAAAAGUCCAUUCUUUUAAAGCCUCCGAGGAGUUCUUCGACAGGAAACGACGUAUCCACACCAUAGGGCGGAGGAGCUUGAGGCCACUGAGCGCCACCUCACCCGGUCCUCGUAUACAAACAAUCCAUAUAUCCCGAGGUCGACCAUCCCCCGAGCGCUUGAUUCCCAUACAUGAAUGGCUCCCCUGCAAAUGCCCUAGGCACAACCUCAUAGGGAGCCCCGUAGUUGUACGCGGCCCGCACGUAGUUAUAGCAAGGCGCAUAAAAUCCCCCAAUCGAUCCAUUCCCCAACGGCACCUCAGAGCCCCAAUCAGCAGAAGGAUCCUCCGAGAAGAAACCACACACGUACUGUAUCGUCUUGAUGUGGACCUUCAUCCCCGCCACUGGGUCGUCCUAACGUCGCAGCCUUUCCAGGGGCAUUCGUGC